AUGCCUCCCAGACCAAAAUCACAGAAACGCUCAGUUCCCGGUGGACCCAAUCAGCGUGCUCCAAUUUCGUCUUCUGUUAAUAAACGCUUACGGGGUGCAAUGAGUGUUUCUAGUGCGGCCAGCUCUUUCAAUUCUAUAAACUCUAUAGUUUCUGGAUCGAUAAUAGAGGCGGACACAGAUUUUGUGGAGGAAUACUCCUCAGGUAGGUGGGUCGGACUUGAGAAUCAUCCAGAGGAGGACGACGCUGCCCUGGAGAUCUAUGAAGAUGACUAUGGCUAUGUGGAUGACUAUGAUGAGGAUGAACCUGGACAUGAGAAUCUCCCACCUCCACCACCAAUACUAGCUCUGCCCCGACCAACACCAAGGCCCCUCUCUGAAUAUAGGCCCUCUCCACCACCACCACCACCUAACCGGCUAUUACAAAGGCGCCUCCCAGGAUGA
Morchella sextelata is the source of this 441-nucleotide messenger RNA. RefSeq lists its product as uncharacterized. The record is from RefSeq and is a predicted model, not a curated record. The coding region runs from base 1 to 441 and encodes 146 amino acids. The transcript has 2 exons. Lineage: Eukaryota; Fungi; Ascomycota; Pezizomycetes; Pezizales; Morchellaceae.